GGCAGCAGGGGAUGUCAGGCAAAGUCCUGAACUUUUCUUGGACAGCACAAAAAUAAAAAAUAAAAUAAACUAAGAGACCCUUUUCUGUGUGGUACUGAAUCCAAUCAGAGGACAGAUAAUAUAUGAAAAGUCUUUUUUUGUUUUAGCAGCUAAAAACCAAACCGUUAGAUGGUAAGAACUAAACUCUGCUGUGUUUUUCUUUGCAGGUUUACGGAGUUCUUGGAGCCCUUUGAGAGAGUUAUCCAACCGGAGGAGCUGUGGCUCUACAGGAAUCCUCUGGUUGAGUCGGACCACAUUCCUAAAAGGGUUAUGUUUGCAAUUUCUUUCCUUACUCCACUGGCAGUGAUAUUCGUGGUGAAGAUAAUUCAGAGAACGGACAAGACGGAGAUCAAGGAGGCUUGUUUAGCUGUGUCCCUGGCACUCGCAUUAAAUGGAGUCUUCACAAAUACUAUCAAGCUGAUUGUUGGCAGACCAAGGCCAGAUUACUUCCAGCGCUGUUUCCCAGAUGGUCAAAUGAAUGCGAAGAUGCUGUGCACCGGCGAGCCGGAGAUGGUGUCUGAAGGGCGCAAAAGCUUCCCCAGCAGCCAUUCCUCCUUUGCGUUCUCUGGACUCGGGUUUACCUCCUUCUACCUGGCCGGAAAGCUGCAGUGCUUCACAGAUGGGGGCCGGGGUCGCAGCUGGCGUCUUUGUGCCAUGGUUCUACCUCUUUACAGCGCCAUGAUGAUUGCUCUGUCCAGGACGUGUGACUACAAACACCACUGGCAAGAUGCCUUUGUGGGAGGAGUGAUCGGGUUGCUGUUUGCUUACAUCAGCUACCGCCAGCACUACCCCCCCUUCCUGCACAUGGACUGCCACCUGCCUUACGCCAGCCUGGCUGCGGCCAGCAGGGCGCCCCCCCCGGCCCAGGACAACCCGCAGCCCGUCGACAACGCCACCACUCUGCCCAUGGAGGGCCUGACCGAGGGGCCAGUAUGACUAGUGGCCCCCACUGAGACAGCCUCCUCAACGCCCACCAAGCCGCCAAACCCACCUCCCCAUUCCUAGACAAUGACUGGCUCUAAUAUACAUUCCACUGGACGAAAAAAAAAAAAAAAAAACACUUCAACCAUUUCCAAAUGUUGAUAAUUUGUCUCGGUGACAUCUACAUUUUUUUAUCUUGUUUUUGUGCAGCAGCCGUUAAAGUUUAUAUUUAGAUGUAAGAGAGGAAAAUCAGGAUGUGGAACAUCUCCUCUGAGAAAGCAGAGAGAACAACAUGCUGGAAACCUGGGGAAACGUCGUGUUUAUGACUGUGAGCGAUGAGUCAAAUAUUUCCACUUUCUGCAGAAACCUUUGCCUAAUGAGAGGCGGGGUUUUAAUGUUUUAUGCUGCACUAGAUUGAUUUUUUUUGGUGUUGAAGGGUUUGAUGUAAACAAUCAGUGAGGUAGUCUGAAUUCACAGCAACUAAACCAUAAAAUUACAUCACAGACAGAUUUUAACGACUAGACUGAGAAGUGACAUGGCAGUACCAGGAAAGCAGAGUUUUUGUUUUAAAACCCAAGGACUUUCAACUAACCUGCUCUGAUUUUAAUCAUUCUUGGUUGCCCAUAGCAACAUAAUGAUAAACAUAGAUCUGAUACAUCUGCAGAGAGGCAGUGGUACCCGUCAAAAUAAAGUUCAAUAUUCCAUUACUUCCCGCUCUCCAGGGCUCACAUGACCUGAACAUCCUCGCUCUUUUUAUUACCCAUCUUCCAUCUCUCCCUAUCCCAAUCUGACUCUCUCUCUCUCUCUCUCUCUCUCUCUCUCUCUCUCUCUCUAUCCAUCUCUCUCUGUGUCUAAACUGAAUCUUCUUUUUCAUACAAGCAGCAUUUAACACAUGUUCACAGAGGUUGCACAGGGACAUGGACCCUCAAUGAGUGCAAUCAAUUACGAGCAGGUGGGAGUGGGCACGCAGAAGUGCGUCUCGAUAGGCACAAACUCCAAUCUGAUCCUGCAUUAAUCCUCAUUAAGUGAGGUCAGCCUCGGCUGCUUAUGAGGAUAUUAGGAGCUGGCGAGGCAGCUCGCUAACUCCCAGAGCUUGGCAAAUAGCUUUUAGCUCACUGCCCCCCCUCUACACACACACACACACACACACAUAUAGAUGAUCCAGCCUUAAGCACAAGCCGGGUGAUUUUGACGUAUUAUUCAUCCAUUAUUGCUCCAUUAUUUGUUAACAUCCGGAAAGCUUGCUGAAGGAAGAUGACACCAAAGAUUUAAAGCUUUUUUUCCAUCCUCGGGGUGCAGGCUUUAUCAACAGAGAUGGCAUCUAACAAGAUUACUGCCCCCUCCCCAACUUGUCCAUAUCAUCUACAAACCAAUUUGUUGCCUCUUGGAGGCUGUUAGAAAUGAAGGAUCACUUUGUUGCCUUGGUUACUGGCUGUUUCUUGACAUUGCGGUGACACUGAUGGGAAGGUGCAGUCUUAGUUCACCUCUGACCCAGUUGGACCCAGAACUCGCCUCAGAAAACCACAACAGAUAUUUUUGCAUAAUUGUUUUUUUUUUUUUUUUAACCAUCAUUGCACCAGUUUAUGACGGUUAUGUUUAUUUGUCAAUGAAAACUAAAGAAGUCUUAUCAGAAUUUGGCAUAAUACUGCAGAUAUAAGAUAAAAUGUUAUCAGGUAUAUCAAACUACAUCUGAAAAAAACUUCUAUUUGCAUAUUACAGGCAACGCCUGUGUUGUUAUUCAUUCCAUAUAGAUGUGUCUCAAUCUGUAGAAUUUUUCUGAAAAAGUUAAAUUGUUGAUGGAAGUUGGUUUACAUUGAUAUUUUAGAGCAUCAUGUUCCCAUCUGAUGGCAAGCUUUAUGGAGAAGCUAGUUGUAUUUAUAAGAAGGAUUUAGCUCCUGUCAACACUGCCAAAGGUUUUAGUAUAGCUGCAUUACGGUAGCAUCACUGUGAUCCCUGGUGUGGCCAGCAAAUCUUUCCCACAGCAAACCUGAGGAGCAUCAGGAAAUAAGCCAGGAUGUGCAGAUGACCUGAAGGCAGCUGCCAAGGCAACCUGGGCUUCCUGAACUCCUCAAAUCUAAAAAAAAUAAUCAAUUUGUGUUAUCAAAGUUGAAAUAUAUAAAUGCUAAUUAAUCUGGCAGUUCAACAGCUUUAGAUUAACUUGCUGGAAAAAAAUAUUUUCAACGCAUUUGUCAUAAUGUGAGAUAAAAACUAUAAAUAACUGAGUCAAAGUUUGUCUCCGGGCUGCUAGCGUUCGUUCUUUUCUCCAUUUCUACCUCACCAACAUGCUGCAGCUGAAGCGACCUGCUGUCUACAUGCAGACAUGUAAUCAAACACUAUUGUUUUUCGUUGGUUGUAGCAGCUUAACCUUCAGUUUUCAAACACCUUUUACAGUUUUUAAGCUGAUAACUACAUGUGUACAAAAUCUAAAAAAUUCUUAGAAAAAAGGAAGCUUGAGGGAAAAUGUCUUUAAAAUAAAUAAGGCUUUCAAGUUUAUGUAGAAAAUAAGGACGCUUUUCCCAGAGUGGAGGUGCAACAGUGAGGCAGCUGAGCUCUUGUUGAGUUUUGUGUCUGCAGAGUUUGGUUUGAGAACCUGAGGGCAGGAGGCACACACACACACCCACACACACCCACACACACACACACCACGGAGUGAUGCUAGGAG
Molecule: messenger RNA, 3622 nt
Organism: Poecilia latipinna (sailfin molly)
Lineage: Eukaryota; Metazoa; Chordata; Actinopteri; Cyprinodontiformes; Poeciliidae
Product: phosphatidate phosphatase PPAPDC1A-like
Exons: 6
Coding region: 169-975 (268 amino acids)
Biological process (GO): phospholipid metabolic process; phospholipid dephosphorylation
Cellular component (GO): membrane
Molecular function (GO): phosphatidate phosphatase activity
Source: RefSeq, a predicted model, not a curated record